Molecule: messenger RNA, 2781 nt
Organism: Argentina anserina (silverweed cinquefoil)
Lineage: Eukaryota; Viridiplantae; Streptophyta; Magnoliopsida; Rosales; Rosaceae
Product: probable LRR receptor-like serine/threonine-protein kinase At1g51880
Exons: 13
Coding region: 53-2662 (869 amino acids)
Biological process (GO): protein phosphorylation
Molecular function (GO): protein binding; protein kinase activity; ATP binding
Source: RefSeq, a predicted model, not a curated record
GGCAGGGAGAUUCAAACAAUUCCUAGUUACACUGCUUGCUGGUUUUGCACUUAUGGUUUUAGUUCAUGCCCAGGAUCAAACAGGCUUCAUCAUCAUAGAUUGCGGACGCGCGGAGAAUUCUACCUAUUCUGAAAAGACAACAACCAUUGACUACAUUUCAGAUGCAACCUUCAUAGACACUGGUGAAAGAAAGUUGGUAUUGCCUGAAAACAGAAACGACUACCAACAGCCUUACUGGACUCUUAGGAGCUUUCCUCAAGGAACCAGAAACUGCUACAAGAUAAAUGUUAAAAGUGGCACCAGAUACUUGAUCAGAGCCAGUUUCUAUUAUGGAAACUAUGAUGGAUUAGACAAAUUGCCAGAAUUUGAAUUGCAUCUUGGACCUAAUUUGUGGGAGUCGGUCAGUCUAGACGAUGCAACCACUCUCAAAACCAAGGAGCUCAUACAUUAUGUCCCAGCUAAGAGAAACUAUAUGCAUGUUUGUGUGGUGAAAACAGGCUCCGGGGUUCCAUUUGUAUCAGCAAUUGAACUGAGGCCUGUGCCAUAUUCAACUUAUCAAACACAGACAGGGUCCUUGGCACUUUACAACCGAUUUGACACUGGUCAAUUAGCGCCUAAUCUAACUGGAUAUAGGUAUCCUAAAGAUACGUAUGAUCGAUUCUGGCGCAGUUAUAGCCGUGAUGACUGGGCACAAUUAAGAACCUCAUCAAUCAUUGACCCCAAUAGUUACGAACCAGCAUCUGUUGUUAUGCGUACUGCUGCCAUACCGAAACUUGCAACUGAUGACUUGAGUUUCUACUGGCUGCAGCCUGAGGAUGAUAAAAAUGCAGAAUUUUAUAUUUACAUGCACUUUGCAGAAGUUGAAGAACUCCCAGCCAAUCAGUCUAGACAGCUUGAAAUUACUAGGAAUGGAGACCACUUCUAUGGGCCAUUUGCUCCUGAUUACUUGGAGACAUCUUCUAUUUUUAGCACUACGGCUAUGAGUGGACCAUACAAUUUUAUAGUCAAGAAAGGAGCCGGCAACUCUGACCUUCAACCUAUCCUUAAUGCCGUUGAGAUUUAUACAGUUAAAGAAUUCUCAGAACAAGAAACAAACCAAGAUGAUGUGAAUGCAAUCACAAACAUCAAAGUAGCAUAUAAAAUUGAAAAGAAUUGGCAAGGAGAUCCGUGUUUGCCAAAGAAUUACUCAUGGGAAGGACUAAAGUGUAGCUAUUCUCCAGAUGAUUCACCGAGAAUCAUUUACUUGGACUUGUCAUCGAGUAGAUUAACAGGGGAAAUAGAUGGUUCCAUAUCCGCUCUCACGAUGAUACAGACUUUGAAUUUAUCUAACAACAACUUAACAGGACCAAUUCCGGACUUUUUUUCUAACAUGUCAAAUUUAAAUGUCCUAAACUUGGAGAACAACAAGCUCACAGGCUCAGUUCCAAAUGGACUUACAGAAAGAGUGCAAAAUGGUUUACUAUCAUUAAGUUUGUGCAACAAUCCAAAUCUAUCUGAAAAUGUUUCUUGCAAAAAAAAGAAGUCCGCAGUCUCCGGUUAUGUUAUUCCCAUAAUAGGGUCAGUCAUCGGAAUUACAGUCCUCUUAUUGAUUGUAGCAAUAAUCUUCUGGCGUCUGAAGAGGAGAAGACAGCAUGGAGCUGUCAUAGAGGCACAGUCCCCCAAUGGGUUAGUGGAACUUGAGCCAACACGACGACAGUUCACAUACCCAGAGAUCCUCAAGGUCACUAACAAUAGACAAAGGAUUCUUGGAAAAGGUGGAUUUGGAACUGUCUAUCAUGGCUAUCUUGAUGACAAUACUCAAGUAGCUGUUAAGCUGCUUUCGCCAUCAUCAAGUCGAGGGCUUGAACAAUUUCAUGCAGAGGUUAAUCUUCUUAUGAGGGUUCAUCAUACAAACUUGACUAGCCUUGUAGGAUAUUGUGAUGACGAAAAGAACAAAGGACUCGUCUAUGAGUACAUGGCUAGGGGAAACUUACAAGAAUAUCUUUCAGAUAAAAGUCCAAAUGUGUUGACUUGGGAUGGUAGACUUCAUAUAGCAACAGAUGCUGCACAAGGACUGGAGUAUCUACACUAUGGUUGUAAACCUCCUAUGAUCCAUAGGGAUGUCAAAACAACAAACAUCUUGCUAUCAGAAAAUUUCCAAGCAAAACUCUCUGAUUUCGGUCUCUCUAGAAAUUUCCCUGCAGAAUACGGGACACAUAUAGUUACAGGUGUUGCUGGAACCCCUGGCUAUCUAGCACCGGAGUACCAACAACUAAACAGGUUCAAUGAGAAGAGUGACGUCUUUAGCUUUGGGAUUGUGCUGCUAGAGAUUAUCACAGGUCGACCUGCUGUUUCCAGGACACGAGAGAGAAUUGUCAUCAAUGACUGGGUUGGAUCAGUCAUUCCAAAAGGAGACAUUGACGCUAUUGUGGAUCCGAGGUUAAAUGGAAUCUUCAAUGUUAACUCUGCCUGGAAACUAGUGGAAACAGCAAUGGCAUGUGUCUCUGCUGAGGCCAAUAAGAGGCCAAACAUGAGUAAAGUUGUUGGAGAACUGAAGCAGUGUCUGAAAAAACAAAUGUCCCAAAGAGACCAGAACAGCUAUGAAUCUGAACUAGGGAAUGAAUUUGAGGUUGUGUCUCAGAAUGGCUAUUCGAUCACUAUGCUGCGUCCCUCAGUUAGAUAGCGCUGUGUUAGCAAUCGUGUGCAAAAUAAUGGGUAUUGGAAUGUGAUAUUUCAACCCUGCAGGUUAGCACUUGUUACAAACUUGCAAUGCUUAGAUCUCUGUGUAAUAUUAAUUUUCUG